ACUAAGAAGCAUCUAGGUAUGACAGUUUAAUUAACGUAUAUAUAUAAAAGAAAUACUUAGUAGAACAUUUUUUUGUUUAAAAUAGGUCAAGUUUCUAAAUCUUUGAUCAAUUUUAGAGAUGUGCAUUGUUAUUAGUCCCUUCAUAUUGUCCCAUUUAGGUAUUGCAAUUUUGCAGCCCUGGAAAAAAGUAGCUGAAUUUAGAAAAACCAUAAUUCCACCGUUCUCAACUCCAAACCGAGAAAAAGGAUACUUAUCAUCAAGCGUUUUAAUCCGUGAUAUGGUUAUAUGUGAUUUGACACGGAUUCUACAACUGGAUGAUGUAGCAGACAGGAUUUCAAAGUUAAACCAGAAAGUGUUGACUUGUAAAUUGCAUGUCACGGCUGGUCCGGACUCUGCUACAGGUUUUACGCACUACAACCAGACUGGCUUUUUAAAAGAGGAUGAUUCUCUUCUCUCCGAGCAUUUUAUGAGCCUGUUGUUAGUAUCCGAAAGAGGAGAGGAUAUUUGGCGGAACCCGAAUCCCCAGUCAGAUUCGUUCUGCAGAAUACGCUCUAUGAAUUGGACUAAAGAGACCAACUCGCUUACCAAGUCCAUGUUUGAGCAGUUUUUUGCAGAGGUUGAUUCCUUGAAUCUGGAUCCGGUGGAAGUAAUUUCCGGUGAUUUACGUGUGUGCGUUUAUAUUUCGGCAAUGUAUACAAUGAUAGAUGGGAAAGCGGCCAAUGCAAUUGUAGGGAAUCAGGAUACACAUGUAUGUCCGCUUUGUGUUCCGAAUGCUGAUCCCCAUAUUGGUCCAUCGUUUUUUCAUUCACGUCUCAACGCCGUUGAAUGGUUGAUCAAAAAUGCAGCGAAAAAAUCCGUUCCUGACCACCCGGCAUACACGAAUCCCCUAGUUAAAAAGAAAGCCCGUGAAAUACCUGAUGAACUAGAACGUGAGUAUGGCAUGAACAUCAACCGUCCUAAGAUUGGUGGGUCCGGAAGCUGCAAUAACGGCAAUAUGGCCCAUCGUUUAUUGGCAGAACCCGGAAAAUUUGCAAAAAUCAUCGGCGUACACAAGGACCUGGUGGAAAAUCUGCGGCUCAUCAGUUGCCUGGCGCUUUCUUCUAGAGUAUUGGAUCCUACCAAAGUUAUGGAGUUGUAUAACACUCUUGAAAAGCAGAUUUUCAAUGAAUUCCCAUACCUAAUGAAAUUGCCGCCAUCCAUACAUAAGUACAUGCAUCUAGCAAAUUUCAUUGAAAAAUUGCCUUAUACCAUGAACUUUGUUGACGAGCAGUCCAGUGAACGUUGCCAUAAGGUUUAUAAAUUCAUUCGGCCACAUCUAGCUCGGAAAACGUCUCCGGAAGAAAAUUUGACCGACAUGAUGACCGAAGCUUUGACUAGGUCUGACCCAAAGCUUGCCUGUUUUUUUAACCAGAGCAGACAAUCGAGAAGUACUGAUGCCAGGUUCGAAGAGAGGCUGGACGAAUACACCUUGAAACAAGAUGACAGCGAUGAAAACCAUGGAAAAGCGGAUGACUCCGGUGAACUCAUCGAAGAGAGUGACGAAGAAGAUGAUGACCCCGGUGAACUUAACGAGGAGAGCGAUGAAGAAGACAUUUGA
Molecule: messenger RNA, 1597 nt
Organism: Ochlerotatus camptorhynchus
Lineage: Eukaryota; Metazoa; Arthropoda; Insecta; Diptera; Culicidae
Exons: 2
Coding region: 119-1597 (492 amino acids)
Source: RefSeq, a predicted model, not a curated record